Messenger RNA from Symbiodinium necroappetens, 315 nucleotides. The record is from the annotation of a GenBank genome assembly. NCBI's taxonomy places the organism in Eukaryota, Dinophyceae, Suessiales, Symbiodiniaceae.
AUGACCUUGCGUUAUGCCGAAGGUGAUUUCGCGUGCAAGGAGUGUGGCGGCACUCGUCUGGAGUACGAUGACAACAAAUUCUGUUGCCUCACGUGUGGCACAGUCCACGACUGCUGGGAUCCCUUGGGGCUCAGCAGCAUCGACGAGGAGGAACACGUGGAUGUGAGUGUCUUCGAGACCCGGACGAAGAAGGGCGUCAAGGUGUACGAAGCGAGGCACACACAUAUCGUGGACCUCAGCCGACACCGUUGGCGCCGGACCGUCCGCAUUCGCACCGCAGGUCACCGUCAAGAGCUGCGGUGUACUUCACUUUAG